Molecule: messenger RNA, 663 nt
Organism: Euleptes europaea (tarantolino)
Lineage: Eukaryota; Metazoa; Chordata; Lepidosauria; Squamata; Sphaerodactylidae
Gene: DKK4
Product: dickkopf WNT signaling pathway inhibitor 4
Exons: 4
Coding region: 1-663 (220 amino acids)
Biological process (GO): multicellular organism development; negative regulation of canonical Wnt signaling pathway
Cellular component (GO): extracellular region
Molecular function (GO): receptor antagonist activity; co-receptor binding
Source: RefSeq, a predicted model, not a curated record
AUGGAAGCUGCCUUCUUACUGGGGAUCACAUGCUUCUGGUCCCCUUUGAUCGCCAUGGUCUUGGACUUCAACACCAUCAGGGGCUCAGCCGAAAUAACCACAUCCCAAAAGAAUGCUCAGUGCUUGACAGACAAGGACUGCCGUGCUGGGAAGUUCUGCCACAAGCCCUGGGAGGAGCUGCCCUACUGUUCUCCUUGCCAUGGACCGCGGCGGAGAUGCCAACGUAAUGCUAUGUGCUGCCCAGGGACACUCUGCAUAAACGAUGUAUGCAGCCAGACUGAAAAGGUGACACAGGUUGAUGAAAAGAAGAAUACUGAACAGGCUGGCUCAGGUUCCAAAGGCAUACCCCACCGUCCUGUUCAAGAGCGCAACAUCCAGAAGAAAGGAAAUACCAAAGCUUCAAUUGAUGCAGCUCAAGAAGGAGAAAGCUGCCUCCGCACAUCUGAUUGUGAUCCAGGGCUCUGCUGCGCUCGUCAUUACUGGACUAAAAUCUGCAAGCCCGUUCUGACAGAAGGGCAGGCAUGCUCCAGGCGAGGACAGAAAGAGGGAGCUCACGGACCAGAAAUUUUCCAGCGCUGCGACUGCGGACCAGGCUUAUCAUGCCAACCAUCUCUCAGUAGGACAUCACAAAGUUCACGCUUGAGAGUGUGUGUGAGAAACUGA